This is a messenger RNA of Stereum hirsutum FP-91666 SS1, 240 nucleotides long. RefSeq lists its product as uncharacterized. The coding region runs from base 1 to 240 and encodes 79 amino acids. NCBI's taxonomy places the organism in Eukaryota, Fungi, Basidiomycota, Agaricomycetes, Russulales, Stereaceae. The record is from RefSeq and is a predicted model, not a curated record. The transcript is spliced from 2 exons.
AUGUCUUCUACUCCAGCUUCGUCCACCACUACCCUCGUCACCAACGACGUCGUCACCAAUGCCGCCUCUGGUGACAAGAUCGAAAACAAGGCCAGUAAGACUCCUGACUCGGAAACAAAGGACAGACCUGCGACCGCCACAGCCCAGGCGAGUGACCUCUCAUCCGACACCGGGUUCGCGAAAGCGGCAAAAAAGCAGGGAUGGGCAUCCGCUACGAUGUACAAGCCUUCUUUCAGCUAG